Molecule: messenger RNA, 2899 nt
Organism: Athalia rosae (coleseed sawfly)
Lineage: Eukaryota; Metazoa; Arthropoda; Insecta; Hymenoptera; Athaliidae
Product: major facilitator superfamily domain-containing protein 6
Exons: 10
Coding region: 922-2628 (568 amino acids)
Cellular component (GO): membrane
Molecular function (GO): transmembrane transporter activity
Source: RefSeq, a predicted model, not a curated record
AGUUGAAUAACAUUAAUAUGAUUUGCCAGGCGUCAUAUAAUAACCGCUCAUUAUUCAAACCGUGUAGAGUGAUGAUUGUUAUCACACAAACAUGUGGUCCGUGCAUGAGUGCGUAUGCGUUCAUACGCAAUAAACGCAGCAUAUAAUAUGAACAACCUUUUAUUCUUCAUUUUUUGGGAUCGAAAAAGAUCGACUACGGUGUUCAAGUUUUCAAACUCUUCACGUUCGUCGCUAGCAACGAAAGCUUGGAACGAAAAUCAUCGCUCUAAUGGGCAUAGCUCUUUGUUUGUCUCUUUUUUGAGAAUCAUUAUAAUUAAAAAUACCCGCAUUUAUAAUUAUCAAUUACUUUUCCACCAUCGUCGUGUUUUUUCGGUAGGUCUCGGUGAAACUCGGUACGUGUUUUCAUAUACAUACAUAUAUAUUACAUGAUAAAAAUGCCAGGGCGGUCACAGGACGCAGAUACCGCACGUGGCUGUCGCCUGUCGCAUCGCCGAGGGGGACUAUCAACGUCUUAUCCAAAGCGCAUGCGACGCUUUUCGGUAGUUUAAAAACAGUGUAAAAUACCUAUAUUAUCAUCUGAAAUCACAAAAGUUAAAGCAGUACACGUAUCAAUCAUCAGUAUGUAAUCGAGUGAACGAAAGAGUACAGUACUUUCAUUAUUAAAUUGUAUUUACCCAAUAAACUUCGUGAACGUAAUUUAAACUCUGGAACAGUGUCAGUGCUCGCGCCUGAAAAAUAUUCUAUAUUUGGAUCGUAAAUUGGCGGAUAAACCAUUUCAUGGACGGAUCAUCGAGUCACAGCAUCAAGAAUUGCGAUUUCAAAUCUGGCACUUAAGGUGAAGGGCAGGUUCAUACUACAUGGCAAAUCAUCGUAAUAAGCACACUUCUACUUUGGUUCGACGAUCUUAGAAAAUAUUAAAACAUGGCAAAGUUUAAAUUAAAUUACAGUCAACUACCAAUCAAGGCACAUUUCUUCUUUUUUAUGGCCGCAAUGGGACCAAUUUUACCGUUUCUGCCAGUUUAUGGAAAACAGCUCGGUGUAUCUCCGCUCGUGAUGGGAAGUAUCACAGCUGUUUUACCGCUGUUAUUUCUGAUAUCGAAACCCUCUUUUGGACUCCUAGUUGACCAUUUUCGACCCUGGCGAAAGACCAUAUUUAUGGCAUUGUUAGCAACCACAAGCGCCGCUUACAUAUUUCUUUAUUUCCUCCCACCACUUCCAGGCCCUGUUUUGCCCGAAGAUGGUUUUCGCCAAGUUUCAUGCUCAACAAUCGACACCUGCCAAUUUAAUCAGAAAAUUGAAAAGCACGAAACCUGUUCUUCUGGGAGAACGACGAAUUGCCUAUGGCAGUGCUCAAACGGUUUAAAUUCUACGCAAUCAAUUUACUUCAGAGAAAGUCAUAAAGGGAAGUUAUCUCGAGAUUCCGCUUGCUUAUCGAUGAGUAAAAGCUACGCCGAUGACCACGGUGAAAAUAAAUUCGCGGAUAGUAAGAAUAGUAGCGAUUUUAAAAAUGAGACAAACAUUUUUUGUGGUAUCAGCGAUUCUGCAAACGUUUGCAAUGUUACGUGCAAAGACUUUGAGACUCCAGAUUAUUGUCUCUACACAUCCUUUACAUUCUGGGCGUUUGUCCUACUCAUGUCCGUUGGAAAUAUUGGAUUUAAUGUCUCAAAUUGCAUCAGCGAUGCCAUCUGCUUUGACGUGUUAGGUGACAGUGGUCAGAUGGGGUAUGGUAGACAGAGAGUCUGGGGCACAAUCGGUUUCGGAAUCACCGCCUUGGUCUCCGGUUAUGCGGUAGAUGCCUGGUCGCAAGGGACGAUCAAAAUAUAUACACCCGCAUUUAUUCUCGUCUUCAUUUUCACCAUAAUCGAUCUCUUCUGCUGUUCCAAGCUAGAGCUACCAAAAAUGUCUGGAUCUGAAAACAUUGUUAAAGACGUUUAUAAACUGUUACGUCUAAAGCCGAUCGCAAUAUUUUUGUUCUUUGCCACUAUAGCUGGAAUCAUGGACAGUUUUAUCAUCUACUUUUUAUUCUGGCAUAUCGAGGAUCUUGCAGCGACAACUGGAGAUAUGGGACAAAUUAAAUUCAUCGAGGGAUCGAUCAUAGCUGCCGAGACUUUGGGAGGAGAAGUUAUAUUUUUUUCUUUAGCUGGUAAAAUUUUGAAAAAAAUCGGAUACGGAUAUAGUUUUGUAUUCUGCUUCUUCUGCUACUCGCUCCGAAUGUUACUCAUCUCCUUGGCACCCACGCCAUGGUGGAUAUUCUCCAUCGAAUUAUUUAUGCAGGGUCCGUCAUAUGCUCUUUGUUACACAACUAUUGUCGCAUACGCAAGUGUAAUAUCACCACCUGGAGCAUCUGCUACCGUACAGGGCAUUGUCGCCGGAAUGGAUGACGGCUUAGGAUUCGCUCUUGGAAGUCUGAUUGGCGGAAUUUUGUAUAAGCGAGUUGGUGGUUCACGGACGCUUCAGAUCUAUUCUGUGCUAGCAGCAGCAUCUUCUGUUGCAUAUUUUCUGCUACACGUGCUCUACCUGAAGCACGUGACGCCAAAGACAGAUAAUCGGGGAAAUAUAGAAUACAAGAGCCCAAGAGAUGCAGCAUCUAUAGACCAAGUUGGUGGAAAAGAGCUGCAGGUUUUAUGACGAUUAUUAUUCGUUAUUAACUUCAGUCCAACUUGAAAUGUGAUAUAAAUUGUAAUUAAGUUAUGGGUGUAAUUAUAGCUACUUUUAAUACAUGUUCAUGCGGAUAACAUAUUUUAUAUACAAUAUUUAUACUGCUGGUAUAGUAUUUCUAAGCUAGCGAUCUAAUGGUUUCUGUGAACGAUCAGUUUUUCUGUUGUAAUUGGAAGCUGUGAAUUUUGAUCGCACGGGACACCUGAUAUGUACGAACGUAUAUAUAUUUUUAUCAAAUGUU